Molecule: messenger RNA, 891 nt
Organism: Aspergillus melleus
Lineage: Eukaryota; Fungi; Ascomycota; Eurotiomycetes; Eurotiales; Aspergillaceae
Exons: 1
Coding region: 1-891 (296 amino acids)
Source: RefSeq, a predicted model, not a curated record
AUGGCCCGUCAUCCAACCUACAUCUUAGCGCCAAAUCUUCAGUUUAAGGCAGAAACAGGGCCUAUUGCACUGGGCAACCUGAUUGCCGACCCUUUCCGACCGCACCGUGCCCUUACAUCUAUCACCCCAACGGCUCUCCAGCAGAAUUAUCCACGCAUUAAAUCCGUUACGGACCAUGAAUUUAGCAAAUUCUCGACUUCAUCCCGCGAUGUAUCAAUGAGCGUGUGGGCACAUUUUGUGCACGCAGUGUCGGCCAAAAUAUCAAGAAACCACGGCUCAACCCAACGAACGGAGUAUACCAUGGAGGCACUCGAAACAAACUAUAUGGUGGAGGACCCCUCGCCUGAGGAGAUCAGGGCGCGGGUGGCUGUGCCGAGAGUUCAAUCGUUUAUGAAGGCCGGCAGCAUACCGGGGUUCAGACAACCGGUGUACAUGGUUACGGGUGUAAAGAUCGCGAAUGGACUGAGGGCAUUGGAAGAAUGGGGGAAGCACGGCGCAACCGAGGUUGAUAUCGGCAGCGAUGCUCCAACACCUGCCGGGCAGGUGGCAGGUGGGGUGAGCACAGCUCGGUCUUCGAGUGCUGAAGCGAGUGGUCGGUGGAAGGCGGCGGAUAAUAUUGUGUUCGCGUAUCAGCUGCUAAAGAUUGAGGUCAAGGGCUGGAAGGGGGCCAGGGUGGAGUAUGACGAGCUGAGACACAGGGCUGCGUUUCUGAACAACGAUAGUGAGGAUGACGACGAGUUGAACGGUGCGAAUAGCGGAGUAUUACAAGUCUCGACAAGUGCUGCACGCACAAAUAAUCUGCCAAGGCUAAGCAACAUAGACCACUUUACAUCAGUGAGUUUGGGCGAGGGCGACGACCAGAUUACAUGCAUCUCAGCAGUUGACUCGUGA